CCCCGCCCCGCUCCUCCAUAAAGCAAGCCCCGCCUGAGAAUCCCGGCACCUGUUCCUGCUGCUAGGUGAGCGGCGAGCAUGGCGAGGACGAAGCUCCGCCAGCACCUCCUCGUUUCCUCUGCGCUCGGGGCCCCUACGCUGGCUCGGCUGGUGCUGCUGCUGUUGUUGCCGCUGCUUCAGGCGCCGCCCCUUGGGGCCGAGGCUCACUGCCCGUGCCACAACCCCGCACUGUGUCGUCCUAUCACCCACAAGCCCGACUUCGAGGUCUUUGUGUUUGAUGUUGGCCAUAAAACUUGGAAAUAUUAUGAUUGGUCACAGAUUACAACUGUGGCAUUUUUUGGAAAUUAUGACUCAGAACUUUUGUGCUAUGCUCAUUCAAAAGGAGCCAGAGCAGUGCUAAAAGGAGAUGUAUCUGUAAAGGAUAUUGUUAAUGCUACUUUCAGAGCAUCUUGGAUAGCUCAACAAAUUAAGCAGGCCAAAACACAAUAUAUGGAUGGAAUUAAUCUAGACAUAGAGCAAGACGUUGCCCUUUCAUCACCGGAAUAUUAUGCAUUAACUGCUUUAGUCAAAGAAACCACAGAUGCUUUCCAUCGUGAAAUCAAGGGAUCACAGGUAACCUUUGAUGUCUCUUGGUCUCCACACUGCAUAGCUCAAAGGUGCUAUAAUUAUACCGCAAUCGCAGAUGCUUGUGACUUUCUCUUUGUCAUGUCUUAUGAUGAACGAAGUCUGCCCUGGUCAAAAUGUAUUGCAGGAGCCAAUUCUCCCUAUACUCAGACAUUAACUGGAUAUGAUCAAUACAUCAAUAUCGGCAUUAACCCUAAGAAACUUGUAAUGGGUAUUCCUUGGUAUGGUUAUGAUUAUACCUGCAAAACUCUAUCAGAGCAUCAUGUUUGUACCACUGCAAAACUCCCUUGUAAAGAUGCUGUACACAGACAGGUACCCUAUCAAAUAAUUAUGAAGCAACUAAAUAAUUCUUAUUCUGGAAGCCUGUGGGAUGAAAAUCAGAAGUCUCCUUAUUAUCACUAUCAAGAUCAGGCUGGGAAUUUUCAUCAAGUGUGGUAUGAUAACCCUCGGAGCAUUUCUCUAAAGGCAGCUUAUGUACAAAGCCAUGGCUUGCUCGGCAUUGGCAUGUGGCAUGCAAGCUGUCUUGACUACUCUGGAAAUGCUUUAGCCAAACAGCAAACUGAAGAAAUGUGGAAAGCCUUAAAACCAAAGCUGUAACAGAAAUGAACUUUUGUCAAACUUGUAAGAUUUAGAAAAACAUGUUUAAAUAGAUGUAGUUUCUUAAAGAGAUUAAAAAAUGUAUACAUUUUUGUCACAUUGCUAAAUAUUUUAGUUAUAAGUAUAUUCAAAAACAUAAAGAAAUGCUUUAUUUGAAUUUGAAAAAUACAUACCUGUUUAUAUCUUCAGUGUACAACAACAUAAAGGUAAGAAGUAAGUCAACUUUCUAUAUUAAAUAUUCCUCUGUAAGAUGUUUAAUACUGUAAUUUGGAACAAUUGCUUUUGGAAUUGUACUAAAAAUUCUCCUAUGAUAUUAAAGUAUAUGCUUACAAAUCAGUGCUAGUUUUUGGAAUGUGUAUAACUUGAAAUUGUUUGCUUAGAAUUAGAUUUUUUUAAAACCUAGUCUUUGAGAAUCAGUUUGCUCUGUACUUUUUAUUCAAUAAACCUAAGUUUAAACCCUGCAA
Sus scrofa (pig) is the source of this 1685-nucleotide messenger RNA. It is a transcript of the gene CTBS, whose product is annotated as chitobiase. Gene Ontology annotation, biological process: oligosaccharide catabolic process; chitin catabolic process. Gene Ontology annotation, molecular function: chitin binding; chitinase activity. Lineage: Eukaryota; Metazoa; Chordata; Mammalia; Artiodactyla; Suidae. The record is from RefSeq and is a predicted model, not a curated record.